CUAAUAAAAUGGAAACUUUUGGUAUAUUCUUUUUUUUCUUAUAAAUUAAAUUUUAGAUGGGGUGCCAGCCCAUCACAGGGUACAAUCGCACACACAUUCACACACCCAUUCACACUCUACGGACAAUUUGCAAAUGCCAAUCAGCCUACAACACAUGCCUUUGGACUGGGGGAGGAAACCAAAGCAUGGGGAAAACAUUCCAAUUCCUGUAGGUAAAUAAGGCUAAAAUGGUAUGCUUGAAAUAAUAAUAAAAAAUAAUAAUAAUAAAUCAUCCAGUGUCUAAAACUGUCAACAUUCGGGUCUAAAAAAUCUAAUGCUGAAGGCAAAGGUGUUUUGUUUUUUUUUUGUUUUUUUUUUAAGGAAAUGUAAUUUCUGAACAUACAAAUUUUACACAGUUUAGGACUGAGGUAAACAUAAAAUAAAUAAAUAAAUAAAAAACACUAGUUAAAAAAAAUCCAACAACAAAAAUAUUUUUUUAAAAGUGUAGUCUGGCACAAUUUUUUUUUUUUUUUUUUUUUUUUUUUUUUACAUUUUUUUAUAUGGAAAUAUUGAGAGUGACAAAAUGUCUAGAGAGCUACAGAGGAUUGCAUGUUCUCAAGUGAUAUGGAAGUUAUUUACAUCUUAUAUUUUCCUAAAUUGACUGCCCAUGAGUGCGGACACUAUGCAUGAAAGGGUUAAUAAGAUAUGUGCAAAAUAUCUUACAGAAACACUCUCCUGAUAACAUAGUGGACAGCUUCCUAUAUAGGAGACAUUCUCUACAUAGCUUGCUAAACAAGCAGUUAUUUUACAUACAGUCAGGCCUAUAUGUGUUUUUUCCUUCCCUACUACUAAUACAGCCGCCUGUGCAUUAUGCCACGCAAUGGCCCUGUCAGCCUCUUGCUCUAUGCUUCUCUAAUAAAAAGCCAAUUAGCCGGCAUUAGCAUGAUGGUGGGGAAAAGGUGCAAAGCGUGGGUGCUAGCGUCAUAAGAGGUAGCUGACAACACAAAUGCAGCUGUUGUGGACCCGUCGAGGCUCAUCACACACCAUUAUUUAUCCUUCUCGCUCAUUUCCUGCAUUGUCAGAAGCCAGGCUCUUUGUAAUAGUCUCAGACAUGAUUUGCUAGCAUUCACCACAGCCUCUACAUGCUUUCUGCUUGUCGCAGUAAUGAAUGGACAUGGUUUAAGUACACAAUUCGUGUGCCGGGUAGAAGUCGGUCACAAAACAUUUCCCACAUCAUGAAUCUCCUACUGUUUUUCAGCUCUUCUCACCAUUACAGCUAAUGAGCAAUGAUAUUUAUCCUGAUAAUACAAAACACUACAUAAAAAUGUUUUUUUGUUGUUGUUGUUUUUUCAUAUUUACAGGUAACAUGCAGAAUUUCUAAAGACCUGGUAAGAUGGAGACACCAAAUCGGAUCCCAGUAUCUGGAUUCACAAAACCAUGGGGCAACAAUUCUGUUCUCUCAGGCAAUUUGGGCUUGUCUCAGGCAACUGUCUCCCCUCCACCCCCAAAUGAUACCUUCCUCCUCAAUGGGUCUCUGCAGAACUGGACGGAGAGCUACAACACCGGUUUCAUGCCAAGUGUUGCUGGAAUCCUCAUUCCUCUUAUCUAUAUAAUAGUCUGCGUGGUUGGUUUAGGGGGCAACACCUUGGUCAUCCACAUCGUCUUGCGCUACUCUCAGACCCAGUCUGUGACAAACAUCUAUAUCCUGAACCUGGCCAUAGCUGACGAGCUUUUCAUGCUUGGCCUUCCCUUUCUGGCUGUCCAAAAUGCUCUUUUGUCCUGGCCAUUUGGGUCACUGAUGUGCCGCCUGGUUAUGACUGUGGAUGCCAUCAACCAGUUCACCAGCAUCUUCUGCCUGACCGUAAUGAGUAUCGACCGCUACUUGGCAGUGGUACAUCCUCUCCGGUCUUCCAGGUGGCGCCAACCUCGAGUGGCCAAGGCAGUCAAUGUCACAGUAUGGGCAAUAUCCUUUGUAGUCGUUCUUCCAGUUGUGGUUUUUGCUGAUGUGUUAGAGGACGACGGGAACUGUAGCAUAGUAUGGCCUGAACCUGCAGAAGUCUGGAAAGCUGCGUUUAUUGUUUACACAGCAACUGUAGGAUUCUUUGGCCCUCUGCUAGUCAUCUGCAUGUGCUACCUGCUCAUCGUAAUCAAGGUCCGCAGCUCUGGACGUAGAGUACGAGCCACGUCCAUCCGGCGGCGUAAAUCUGAGCGGAAGAUAACACGAAUGGUGGUGAUUGUGGUAGCUGUGUUUGUGUUCUGUUGGCUACCGUUCUACAUAUUAAACAUCGUCAACCUGCUAGUGCUGCUUCCGGGAGAGUUCCGGGGCUUGUAUUACUUUGUGGUGGUCCUUUCAUAUGCCAACAGCUGUGCCAACCCCAUUCUGUACGGAUUCCUCUCUGACAACUUCAAGCGAGGUUUCCGGAAAGCUCUGUGUCGCUCGACCAGGCGAGUGGAAAACCAGGAUCUACAACAGGGGACUGUCGGAAACCACACUCUGCCCCUAGAGGAAAUGAAAAAGGACCUUGAGCUGACAGACUGCCUGAAAGAAUCCUGCAAACAAAUACAGCAAAAGUGUGUGGAAGAAGAGGAAGAAGUUCAGGAAGCAGAUAUGGGUUACAUGGAGAAUGGCACCCAAAUGACGGAAAUCUGUAGAUCUGUAAAGAAUGGCUGCAGACAUAGGCAAUGUGAGGGCACUAGGACCAUAGUCUCAUGCAUGGUUGAUGCCAAGGAAGCAGGACCAAGUAAUGGAAACAGAACUGGGGAAAAUGGGGACUAUAUUAGUCCAACCUUUGGACAUGUUGUUAGUUUCAAUGGGUCUCAGAGAGGAAGCAUCAGACCAGUGGCAGAGGAAUUAGGAGACACUGUUCUGGAAAUUAGUUAUUUGUAAAACUGUGCAACCUUUCUUAAUAUCCAGCAUAAGUGAAAUACGCAGUGAUGCCAAAAUGUGGAGUUUCACAUUCAUUAUCAGCAAGUGUCUUAUGUCUUUAAACGUCUCUUGGAAUUUAACAAAUCUUUUGUUUCACAAACUGUAAUAUACAAAAAUAGUGAAACAAUUAGAGCAGGGCCUUUCUUCCCAAGUACUAGAACCUUUGACACCAGAAGACUGUGACUGUUCUUUUUUUAUUGGUUAACCAAACUGCAAAACUGACAAUCUGUCAAAACAAUCUGACAAAAGAAAUAAGUCAAAUCAGGUACUUCUUUCACGAUGUGCAUCAA
This is a messenger RNA of Ictalurus furcatus (blue catfish), 3195 nucleotides long. RefSeq names its product somatostatin receptor type 5 (gene sst3b). The coding region runs from base 1373 to 2866 and encodes 497 amino acids. Lineage: Eukaryota; Metazoa; Chordata; Actinopteri; Siluriformes; Ictaluridae. Gene Ontology annotation, molecular function: somatostatin receptor activity; neuropeptide binding. The record is from RefSeq and is a predicted model, not a curated record. Gene Ontology annotation, biological process: neuropeptide signaling pathway. The transcript has a single exon. Gene Ontology annotation, cellular component: neuron projection; membrane.